UUCCGUGUCAGUCAAUAGCGCUGCAUCGGGCUUGCGCACCGGACUUGAUUCGGCUCUUUCCAGCCGCCCCGCCGCCGAAGUUCGCCUCCUUCGCCUUUUUCGAGUUUCGGGCUUAACCUCAUUCGCGUAAGUGUCUGUCCGUCUGCUGCAAGUCUAGACCGACGACGGCUCGAUGUUCACGAGACCCUUCCUGGCUCGAUUCCUUGAGACGCCGAAUCGUAUCAAUCCUAAACUGUCUCGCCUAUUAGGUUAAUGGCAAUUUUAAUUUCAUCCACUCCGGAUUUAAUUAGUUUCGACUGUUCUAACCGGGACGGAAGCUCUGGAACAUCUCGGACGACUUUCGGCUGAUCUGGCGGAAUUCAUUCACAUCGGAUCAAGGACGAAGAUAGAGAAAAACAAACUGUGUUUCGGUGUAACCAAUGGGCGUGGUGUUGCCUCCCUGUCUGAGGGAUGACAUCAAAUUUUAAAACUGAUCGAAAAACUUCUUUUGACAAGGGACGAGCUUCGACCUGAGAAAACAUGUAACAGAGCUUUCUCGUCACAAUCAAGCAAAGGUGAUCCCUCUUCAGUAAGGAUUGCAACAACUUCACAAUAAAAAAAAGAUCAAAAUGACGGAGCUACGAUUCGUUUUAAUAAAGCUGGCUUUAAUAUGUGCUCAUUUCGUCACGACUCACGGAGGAUGCAAGUUUCCAGCGUCUUGGACCGGCCAGUGGUUUCAGUCUGGGAUCCACAAGCCGAACAUAGCCAUAAAUCUGACGCACAUCGAAACCAAGGGUCAAUGCGUCGAGAAAGAAGACUCAAAAUAUCUUCUGUUUGACAGGAAGGAAAAAUGUUACCGGUGCAUUGCUAUGUAUAACAAGCACACCAAUGUACUACAAUAUAAAGAAACUUUCUGUAUGGAAGAGAGCUCCUUGGAGAACCUUUGCGAUAGUAUAAACGGGGAUGCUACUCUCCUUUCAAUGUUCAGGGUCGACGCCACUGGAGUACCCUGCCCAUUCAAAUCACCUCCUUUUUCGGUCGUGUACAGUAAAGGACACGGGGAGUGUGGUGGAGAAGAAGGCGAGCCACCUUCAAGGGUUGAAUCUUGCACUGAUGAGUCAAAACUCGUAUUUAAAUUUCAGGCUUGUCCUGACAUUCCAGGAACUGAAGCUACUGUCGAAGAACUAGAGUGUCUUGGCAUGUGGAAAGAAAGUUCAAAUCACUACUUAGUGGGACGUUUGAACCACAAGAUGGCGACAACCGAUGAAGAGAGAUACAGAUGUUUUGUAUAUAGAAAAUUGGAAAACCAUGGUUAUGAAUUUUCACAAAGUGGCGAGGCAACAUGUGCUGGAAUGGUUUCAGCAUCUGAUGGAGGUUCCAGGAUGGUUAAACUUAGAAGGGAAACGGGACAUACAAGGUGUAAAUUUCCAACAUGGGUAAUACAGAGAAAUCAUUGGCAUAGCCUCGACUAUAGCCAUUUUUACCAUUUCUCACAUAAAAAUGCCUCAUUGAGAGUCACAACUCCAUCAAGAGACACAGAGACAAAAUUGAUCUGCCACAAAAUUAUCUCGCAAAAGCAUAACGUGGCUGCAAUUGUUGUGCAUGUCGUUUCAGGAUGUGAAGGUGGUUAUAAAUGCAUGACCAUUCACAAAAGAGAUUCUCAAGUAAUACAAAUGCAAAUGUCAGAAUUACUUGUUGACAUUAAUGAUCCAACAGCUUGCUCCAGUGAAGAGCCAAGUUCUUCAUCUAACACAGUUACUUUAAUUAGCAAGCAAUCAAGUGCCAGCUUGCCUUCCAACCGCUGUCCAAUGGAAGGAAGGUACGCUCCAUUACUUUCCAACCCAAUAAUGCCAGGAGAACCUGCUGAUCAAAUCGAUCAGGAAUGUGGCCAACAGACAUCACUCGUCUCUCUUGCCAUCGGCUGCAGUCCAAUGAACGAUGUCAUGGAGUUUCACUCCAAUUGCAGAACAGUUCCUCCAACGUCUUAUUCAUGCCAUGGCAGCUGGCGAGAGAAUUUAACUACAUAUGUCGUGGGCUCACCAAUAAGCAGGCAUUCAACCGAUGCAAGGCAUUACUGCUUUGUGUUCACCCAGACAACUCCUGGAGGGCCAAUCGUACUCCAAAGGCUUGUGGAAACUUGUGCCACACCUCUCAAACAUGCAGAAUGGUCGUUCAAUCUUACUGAAAUAGGUAAGUGUACUGAGACCAGUACGGGUCAUAGGGUCAAUAGUUUACUCUGCCUUUUGCUACUGCCAUUGGCAGUUUUUCUGGUCAACAUUGCUCAUCGGUGAUAAUUCUGUCCUUCAUCCCUCAGCCAAAUUCUUCAGCAUCAGAUCAAACUACUCACCAACCGACCACAACAGAAAAAAAAGUUAUUGAAUAAUUUAAGAUGGAAAAAAAAGUAAAUUUCACUUAUGUAGUCAUUUUCAUAGGUUGAGUUUGAAUGUAUGGUAUGCAAAUUUUAGUUAGAGGCUGGUUUUGAAAUUAUUCUACCUCAAGAUUUAGGAAAUGGUGAAAAAGAGGAGAAAUUUUCUCAUUUCAAACAAGACUAUAAAAAUUAGAUAGGUGAAUUUUAUGUGAUUUUGAAUUUUCAGUUUAUGAUCAGAGUCCCAUAGGAUGAAGAUUAACUACCGGUUGAAAAAUAUUUUACAUAUUAUGAAAUAAAAACACACGCAUACUUUUAUGUAAGUGUUGUCAUUGUGAUUUUAACUUGAAUGAAAAUGCUUUCAAUGUACAAAUAAAUAUGGUUAUGUAAUAGGGGGACGGUUUUAAGUGCUAUUAUUGAUCUAGUACAAUUUAUUAAUGCCGACAAAUUUACCCGGUAUGGUUAAAUGCGAUAUAGGUUUUGAGUGCCAUGAGAAAAAAAUCUUUUUAAAAAUUAAUUAGUACUAAAAGUAAAUAAAUAAUCUGAUCCGUUUCUAUAGAACAUAAUUUAUAUUUUGAAUCAAUAAUCGAUGUUUACGAAGCUAUUUUUAUUGUGUAUCGUAUAUAUAUAUUUGUCUAUAAAAGUUAUAUCCUAUAUAGCUUAGAAUAUUUUACUGUAGUCCUAAAAUCUGUACAUAUGUGUAAUUGGGAAAAAAAUGGAACAAGCAUUAAAUUGCAUAAAUGUUUCUUAGUGUACAGAAUUUGUUUUUGAUGAAUUUAUCUGUUUUAACUGGGCUUUAAAUUGGUUAUGACUCAACUUUUUUUUCAAUAUAAAUGGUGGUCUAUAUUUAUUGCGGCUGUGAUUUGAGUUUGGUUCAUUUAAAACUGACACAACGGUUCAAUUUAAAACAUAAAUGCAUCGGCAGUAUAUUUAUUGGUAUUAUAUCAAUUUUAUUUAUUGAUCAAUAAACUGGCACUGGAGUCACCAUCUACACUCGCGUGUUUCAUUGACACUCAAUGCGUUUUGGCUUUGCGCCAUCAUCAGAGAAGAAAUCCAAAGAUGAACCGAGCGCCGGUUCGACGUGUGCAUUAUCCAGUUCUUAAACAGAUAAAUUGCGAUAAAGUGCUUCACGCAACAGAUUUUUUUCCCUGUUUACUAUAUGCACUAUUGACCAUAUUUACAAUACCAAUGAUGCUGAGUACAGGACUAUGAUUUUUUAUGGUAUUAUUUUUUUAUGUUAUACUAGAUAAUAAUGACGGAUGAGAAAAAGAAUUUAUUAAUUAAAAAAUUAGAUCCCUUUUAUUAGUACACUUAUAAGUACACCAAAACCUAAAUUGUAUAAUAGCUAAUUCAAUUUCGCUCAAAAGAAAAAAAAUAUUAUGUUGAAGUUUGUUUUAUGAUAUAUUAUUAAUAUAUAAGGAGAGAGGAAUAUAUAUACAAAAUAAAUAUAAAAAAAAUUUCAAUAACUUUAUUUUCUUAAUGGUAGUCUAGUAAUAUAAAAAGCAUUCCACUAAAUUAUAUAAUUACAUAAAACUGAUACAUUUAUGCUUUAAAAAUAGUGUUGAUAGAAUUUUUUUUUCUUUGACAAAAACCCAUUCAUUACAAGUAAAGCACCAUUACUGAUUU
Messenger RNA from Cimex lectularius (bed bug), 3970 nucleotides. RefSeq lists its product as uncharacterized. NCBI's taxonomy places the organism in Eukaryota, Metazoa, Arthropoda, Insecta, Hemiptera, Cimicidae. The coding region runs from base 609 to 2270 and encodes 553 amino acids. The transcript has 12 exons. The record is from RefSeq and is a predicted model, not a curated record.